Messenger RNA from Leptopilina heterotoma, 1626 nucleotides. Its product is annotated as ATP-dependent DNA helicase pif1-like. Bases 1 to 1626 code for a protein of 541 amino acids. NCBI's taxonomy places the organism in Eukaryota, Metazoa, Arthropoda, Insecta, Hymenoptera, Figitidae. The record is from RefSeq and is a predicted model, not a curated record. Gene Ontology annotation, molecular function: DNA helicase activity. The transcript has 3 exons. Gene Ontology annotation, biological process: telomere maintenance; DNA repair.
AUGACAAAACCUGUAAUUUCUCGCAUGUAUUUUGUCAGUCCAAAAGAUAUUGAAAGGUAUUUUUUAAGAAUUUUAUUACUAUAUGUACGUGGUGCUAAAUCGUAUGCAGACAUAAGAACAUAUGAAGGUGUCACAUACAGUACUUUUGUAGAAGCUGCCAAGGCAAGAAAUUUAAUGAUAGAUGAUAAUGAAUGGGAUAAUUGUUUAUCUGAAGCUGUAAAAAAUAAUGAAUUAGGAUUACGAUUGUUGAAAAAAGAAGCUGUUAUUCUCAUUGAGAGUUUAAAUAAUGAUCAAAGCCAAAUUUUUGAUGAGGUUAUGAUGGCAAUACAUAACGAUGAUUGUAAGAAUAGGUAUAUUUUUGUCGACGGACCUGGAGGAAGUGGAAAAAGUUAUUUACAUAAUACAAUUAUCACUGCUGUUGAAAGUGAAGGCUUGAUAGUUUUACCAGUUGCAUGGACUGGUAUAGCUGCUAAUCUUUUAAAAGGUGGUCGAACAUCACAUUCUUUGUUCAAGUUUCCUAUACCGAUUAAUGAAAAUUCAACAUGUAAUAUAAGUGGGAGGUCAAAAGAAGCUGAACUUUUGAAAAGUGCCAAAAUUAUUAUUUGGGACGAAAUAACAAUGGCACCUAAAUAUGCUUUAGAAGCAAUGGAAUUGAUGUUAAGAGACAUUACAAAAUGUAAGAAACCUUUUGGAGGUAAAGUUAUUUUGCUUUCAGGAGAUUUUCGACAAACUUUGCCAAUUGUUCCACACGGCAAUCGUACUCAUAUUGUUGAGGUAUGUGUAAAAAAUAGUAGAUUGUGGAAUCAUUUUCAAACUAAGUCUUUACAUUCUAACGUUAGAUUAGAUAAUAAUCAAAUCGAAUUUUCAAACUGGUUAUUAAAUGUUGGUGAUGGUAAACCACAAAGUACAUUUGAAAGAGAAAAUGAUGUUUUAGAAAUUCCGCAAGAUAUGAUUUCGAAUGGGAAUUUAAUUCAUAAAGUAUAUGGAUCCUCAAUAAGUCGAAAUGAUUCAUCUGUUUUUUCAUCUUGCAUUCUUUCAUUAACCAAUUCUGAAGUAUUAGACAUGAAUGAACGCAUUUUGUUAAAAUUAGAAGGAAAAGAAGUAUUUUAUUAUAGUAAUGAUUCACAUGUCGAUGAUGAUGACCCAAAAGAUAUAAAUAAUAUAGUUCCAAUAGAAUUUUUAAACAGUUUAACACCAGAUGGUUUACCUCCUCAUAAACUAUCAUUAAAGGAAGGAUGCAUAAUUAUGCUUUUAAGAAAUAUGAAUUUAGUUCAAGGAUUAUGUAAUGGGACUCGAUUAGUUGUCAAAUCUUUAUUAACAAACGUAAUUUCUGCAGAAAUAAUUACUGGAAAAUAUAAAGGUGAAAUAGUAUUUAUUCCUCGUAUUGAUUUAUCGCCAUCACAAGAUGUAUUACCUUUUAAAAUGGUAAGAAGACAAUUUCCAGUUAGACUUGCUUAUGCAAUGACUAUCAAUAAAUCCCAGGGUCAAUCAUUUGAUAAAGUAGGAAUAUAUUUGCCAAUUUCAGCAUUUGGUCAUGGUCAAGUUUAUGUUGCUGGUUCUCGAAAGGAACAUAGAGCCCCCCGCUGCGAGGGCUACUUGGAAUUGAGUCCCGAGCAACCUUCAUAG